This is a messenger RNA of Polyodon spathula (Mississippi paddlefish), 3749 nucleotides long. RefSeq names its product transmembrane 7 superfamily member 3-like. The transcript is spliced from 12 exons. The record is from RefSeq and is a predicted model, not a curated record. The coding region runs from base 332 to 2089 and encodes 585 amino acids. NCBI's taxonomy places the organism in Eukaryota, Metazoa, Chordata, Actinopteri, Acipenseriformes, Polyodontidae.
UUAUUUUAUUACAUGUGCACUUGGCUACAAUAAUGUAACAAAACAAGUUUUCCACAAACUAAAGUAAAAGCAACACAUUACUCGCCAAUGUAACACAAACGUAUCAUUGCUCAAUUUACUUGCUUAGUAAAACAUUAUCAAAAUUCGGUCAGAAAAGGGCGGAAGUGGAGGCUUUGGUAUGACAGUUUGCGCAGAGAGAGAGAGAAGUAUAUUGGUAGUGAGACUGCGCAAUAGCACAACAAUUGAGUUUUAAUUGUGAGCGUGUAGUCUGCAGUACUGGUGUUAAGUCUGUAACGUGAUCAGGUCUACCGUAACCAUAUCAGAUAAGAAAAUGAUUUUAUUUUAUUUUACCAAUGCAAUUAUGCAAGUGAAGGAAAAGCAAUCGGGCCUUAGGAAAAGUAUUCAUCUGUUGAACAAUUUUAUCCUAAUGUCUAUUGUUGUCUCUUGGGAUGGAGUAAUGGCACAGAAUGUUCCAGGCAAGGUUAAGUUUUCACUGGGUCGGUUUCAGAACUUGUCUGUGACACAGAACUUUCCUGUGGAGGCUGUGUUAACCAGAAUCCCAGGAGACAUCACCCACAUCAUCUUCCAGUUUCACAGUCAGUACCGCAAUGCAACCAUUUCCUAUGAUCAGGCCCCUACUCCAAACACAUCCCUGACAGCCCACGAUGCAGGACUGGUUUCCACUCUCCGUCUUCAGCAGAGCUCAUUGCAGUGGUACAUGGAGUCUCCUGAAGGCAAACCUGUUUCUGGCAUGGCAGUCAUUCUGCCCUACAAAGCGAGAGAUCCAGUUCCCGGAGGCUGUAACCUGGAGUAUAACCUUGAUACAGAGCCCAAUAUUUAUCUGCACUAUAAUCUGUUUGAAACAAUCAUUCGGUUUGCACCAGCAAAUAUAGGAUAUGCAAGGGGACAGACUGCCCCGCCCUGCGAUGUCAGCAGUGGGCAGACCUCCAGAAAGCCCCUCGAGUAUGAUGUCUAUCAAUACUUCCUUCCUGAGGGCGACCUCUCUGAACAGGUCUUCAUAGGACACAUUCAGAAAAUGGCAGACAUACACAAGGUGGUAGCCAAUGGGAAAAAACUGAUGACCUUGAGUUCAAAUGACCAGCCCAUGGUUUCCUUCAGCUCUCUUCCUGGUCAGGGUGUGAUCUACUCCAUCAUAGUGAGGGAUCCUGUGUUUAAUACCUCUGCCUCUUAUGUGCCUGUUCACACGUAUGCCUGCAGCUUUACCUCCACACUGGAUAACUGCUACACUCUAGGAAAGAUUUCUACAAAGGUCUUCUUUACCAUAGCUGGUAUGGCUGGCCUUUUCAUUUGUUUCUUUGGGCACAGGUUCUUCAAAUCUGAACUCUUUUGUAUGGGUUUUAUCUUCACUGCAUUUCUAUUCUUCAUGCUUAUCACAAGAACAACCCCCCUAAGCUAUGAUAUGAGGCUGUCCCUGACAGCAUUGAUGGGGGUAGUGGGUGGAGUGCUCCUGGUGCUCUGCUGGUGGAGAUUCGGCUCUCAUCUCCUCUCCAUUUUAAUAGUCGGCCUUGUACUGGGGUUCCUCUUUUCAUCCAUGUUCUUCUUCACCCCAAUAGGAGAUUUUGAAGUCUUCCACAGUGAUGUGGUUUUCUGGUUGACCUUCACUAGCAUUGCUCUAGUCGUCCCUUUAAUAUGUGUCAGGUUCCCUAGAGAGGGUAACAUAACAGCGUGUGGAGUUGUUGGAGGAUAUACAGUGAUUUUAGCUGUGAAUAGUUACACUUACACCAGCCUCACCUACAUAACAUUAGACAUCCUGAAGCGAGCUCUGAACAACAACUUCAGCAAAGCCUUCACAAACAUCCCUUUUCAAGGAAUUGAUUUCAUUAUGUUUACUGUGUGGGCUGUCCUCACUGUCAGCGGAAUGGUCCUGCAGCUCUACAGAGAGAGGACCAGGCCAGUCUUCCAUCGGAGCCCCUACAUGAUGUGGAAACAAGAGAGGGAGCGUCGGAAAACCAACAUCCUAGACCCCAGUUACCAUGUCCCACCACUGCGAACACGCUUGAAAAGCAGAGUGGAGGAGAUGUUUCGAAAGGAAGAGCCUGCUGGAGAGAGAACACCGCUGCUUUUAUGACCUGUUUGGCUGUUCUGAUGACACAUUAGUGAACAGAAAAAAACUGAAAUGAAUAGAGUAUUCCACAACGUGGUGCUUUCAACUACCAUCUCUUCUUGUGGCUUGCUGGAGAGACAGUGGAACACAGCUGCCACUGCCUGCUUCCCAUCUUUCUGGUUUUUAUGGUUACCUGGAGGUAGAUCUCAGCUGAAAAAACUGAAUAGUGUGAUUUACACUUAAAACAUGAUCUAAAGGAUCAAAGCAGCCACACCAGCUACUUAAAAAAGCCUACGGUAUUCUUACCGCCCCCCCCGCCUCCCCCCCAAGUGCCUUCCCACCCAUGAAUUUUACAUGUCCAAAAACACACAAAUCAAGCAGGAGGGGGAAUAGGUGGAUGCUAGUGCCCAAGAUGCUAGAUGAGGAAUGAUGGAAUCCAGCCAUCAAACACAGGCCACUUGUAUUUGAGUGCAAGGAAAUGAGAGCUCUUGAAUCUUCAGUAGUGUCACCCACCGUAGAGAGUAGUUGCUGGAAGUAUUUUAGAUCACAUGUCUACUUAAUCCCAUGGCUAGAGCCAGGACGCUUGUUAAUGCCAGACUAUUAUGGAUGCAGGUAAAAUUUGUUUGUGCAGGGUCCAAAAAUGAAUCCCAGUAUAUUCAAAAUGAAUUAAAUAACCAGAAAACCUCCAUGUGUUUUAUAGUUAAGCCCAAGUGGCUCAUAGUAUCCAUUGGUAUUGUACCCCUAAAGUAUGUUCUUAUGAAAAACCAAGCACAGUUGUUUAGGAAAUCUAUAAAUCACUUAAUAGCAAAUAAUUAUUAAUUUUUAUUUAUUGCUAGUAGAAUUUGUAUAAAGUUAAAGCCUAAAACUGCACAUCACUCCUUUAAAAUAUGCCUUUAAAAAAUUGGGUUCCAAAAUGAUACUUGUAAUUCUGUCACGCACUGAUGUUGACAUUUCUUUUCUCUUAUCUAAAAUUGAUAAAUUUGUUUUUGUUUUUACAGUGAAGUUUUUACAGUGAAACAUACAGAAAUAACUCCACAUUCAAGUUCACAUAGGUUAAGACACUAUAAGGUGCUGCGUAACUUUUUAUGCUGCUAGUUUUGCACAGAGGUUAGAAGACACUUUAACUUGUAUCCGUGACUGUUUGGAGGUCUUUUGUUAAGGUGAGAAUAGUAAUCUUUUUAAAUAAACAGCAGUAAAUGUGUUAACUUGUGGUUCCCAGGGCUACUACUUUGGGGAUUAUGUUGCAGACAAAUACCUCAAUGACAAUUACAAUAUAAACAUAUGCACUAAUCUUUAAGCAAGCUGUUUACUCAUUUUGUUAACCUUACAUGCCAGUUUAAUUUUUAUGUAAUAACUAACAAGGAUUCUAACAAUGUGGAGAUAGUGGAAUGGAGUAUUGUGAGUAAAUCUCUCUUGCAAGAGUUUUCAGCUUGCGUUUUCUCAAAGCAUUCUGCAUAUUAAAAGUUGACAGAAUUCUGAACAGAUUCAGCCACAGUGCGUCACUGUUAAUGCCAUAAUGACUUUUCCAGAUCAGGAACGUUACUGGUGUAAAAAGAUUUGCAUGCACCAUUUAAAGAAUAAAUGAGAACUGUGUCAAUUGUAGACUUGUAAAGGUAAUUAUACAAACCACUUAUGUGAUACCUAAUGAGUAAGUUGCUCAAGAUUAAAUUCUUUACUUUUCUGA